This is a messenger RNA of Paramecium pentaurelia, 339 nucleotides long. Lineage: Eukaryota; Ciliophora; Oligohymenophorea; Peniculida; Parameciidae. The record is from the annotation of a GenBank genome assembly.
AUGUACAAAGAAGGAGUGAAUCCAUUUGAAAUAAUGCUGAAUAAGAAAGUAUAGGCCAUUACAACAGAUGGACGUGUGUUUUGUGGGUAUCAUUUAUCCUAUAUAUUUAAUGGACUCUUAUUGGAAUAGAUUAAGCAAUGAAUUGUGUAUUGUAAAAUAGUGAAGAGAGAGUAUAUUCAUUAGAGACAGGAGUUCAGUUUUUAAAUGCUGGAUUAUAAGUGAUAAGAGGGGACACAGUGGCAGUUUUAGGAGAGAUCAAUUUAGAGAAAGAGAAAAGCAUUGAUUUUGAUAAGGUCAAAGCCAAUUAAUUAGCCCCCAUUUUCAGCAAUACUCAUUGAU